Molecule: messenger RNA, 523 nt
Organism: Eruca vesicaria subsp. sativa (arugula)
Lineage: Eukaryota; Viridiplantae; Streptophyta; Magnoliopsida; Brassicales; Brassicaceae
Source: the annotation of a GenBank genome assembly
GAAGUGAUCAGAGAAAAGAAAAGCGAUCAAUAUGGAGAAAAGGGUUUUGUACGGUUUGGUAGUAAUACUAAUGUGCUUGGUUGGUAAUGGCUUUUGUCAAGGGGAAGUGCAAGGUGAAGAAGUUGAAUGGGAACGCUUGCUUAUGAAUGCCCAACAACCCAUAUUGCUCACGUUAACGUCCUCGUUGUGCGGUGUUCCCUGCGGUAUAGUAGAGGAACAAGUAAACCAACUCGCCAAAACCUAUGAUAACCGCAUUAUAUUCUACAAAGCCGACAUUUUGGAGAAGCCAUUCUUUUCAAGACUCUACAAGGUGGUCAAUGUCCCGACCCUUAUAGUCUUCAAAGGUGGAAAAGAAAUAAAGCGUCUAGACAGUGGUUUCUACUGGGGUGCAGUACAUGACCUAUUAUUCAAUUUCAAGGAGAACAUAUUCUAUUAUGUCUCGUCCGACGAUGAUUCGUCUGACUCGUCCGAUGAUUCUCCGUCGCCCACACUAGUAAAAAAACUCGUCAUAGCCACGAAAUAG